UAAACAAGAAGAAUGAGGAAGCGUCCGUAAGCGUUUGUUUUGUGUUUGUGUCUCGUAAGGACCCUGUACACGGGUCUGGCUUUGUGUUUCAGUUGUCAGUCCUUAUGAAAUGAUGUCGGUCCCAGUGUGAGCGACACGGUGACAUGCUGACAGAACCACCGAGGAAGAAGAAUGGCGGACGAAGCUCCUUUCCAGUUUUUACAUAACGAAGUGAUACAGUACAUUUCCAAGACAGCUGAAAACGGAGAGACGGAGAAUGGAAGAAAUGUCACCAAACUGGAGAGUAUGGGAUUUAGAGUCGGCCAAGGACUAAUAGAGAGACUCACAAAAGACACAGCUCGGUUCAAAGACGAGCUGGACAUCAUGAAGUUCAUCUGUAAAGACUUUUGGACCUGUGUGUUCAAGAAGCAAAUUGACAACCUUCGAACCAAUCACCAGGGCAUCUACGUUCUCCAGGACAACAAGUUCCGAUUACUGAGUCAGCUGUCAGCUGGUAAACAGUACCUGGAACACGCCCCUAAGUAUCUGGCCUUCACCUGUGGUCUGGUGAGAGGAGCUCUGUCCAACCUGGGAGUAAAGAGCAUUGUGACUGCUGAGGUGUCCGUCAUGCCUGCAUGUAAAUUCCAGGUGAUGAUCCAGAAGCUGUAGCAUCAAGCACAGGCCAAACUCACUCUGCACUCUCUCUCGCCUUCAUACAUCCUUGAGUGCUUGUCUCCCGAAAUGUCUCCCGUCUUCAUCAGACUUCUCUCUACACUUCACAGGUUACAGUGAUGACUGUCAAAGGUUUGUCUAGACUUCACAUUCACAGCUCCAGUUUCUGAUUAACAGCCUUCGGAGGACAAGUGUGUCAUUAUUAUCAUAAGUGGACAAACACUUUCCAACGCCAUGAUGAUUAUUCCUGAGAAUGAUUAUAUAACAUGUUAUUUCUUUUAUAUAAAGUCUAAAUGUGUCUCACUGAAGGAAUGUGUGACUGUAUUGUCAUAAUGGCAGGGCUUUGUUGCCCUCUAGUGGUGCAAGCGUAAACUUUAACUUGUCAGUUUGAAUUUGAUGCACAAUGUAAACUGUUAAUCAAUUAAAAGAUAACUUUUAAGUGGAUAAAUAUAAUAAAAACAUUUAUAAUGAUCAAUAACCUUUUUUUAGAAUUUAUCAUUGACAUGACAUGAAUAUUGCCAGCUAGUUCAUCUAUGAUCAUUAGUGUUUAAAUGCUUUUCAGAAACGUGUUGUGUGUUUAAGCAAAUCAUAAAAUGAUGAAAUAACAAUAUACAGACCAAAUACAUAAACAAAUAAAUAAAGAUGGAGAAAUUGGA
Molecule: messenger RNA, 1307 nt
Organism: Toxotes jaculatrix (banded archerfish)
Lineage: Eukaryota; Metazoa; Chordata; Actinopteri; Toxotidae
Gene: trappc6b
Product: trafficking protein particle complex subunit 6B
Exons: 6
Coding region: 172-648 (158 amino acids)
Biological process (GO): regulation of GTPase activity; endoplasmic reticulum to Golgi vesicle-mediated transport
Cellular component (GO): trans-Golgi network; TRAPP complex; cis-Golgi network
Source: RefSeq, a predicted model, not a curated record